ACCGCGCCUGCGCACUCAGCCAGUCGCCUCGCAGACCCUGCGGACGUGCUCUCGCCUGCUGCCUUCGGUGUGUCCUGACGGUGAGAUGCGCCGCCUCCAGGCCCUCGCCAGCUCCAGACACCUUUGGAGCUUAAGGACACCAUGGAGCUCAGCAGAGUAUUUCACCGGAGAAUAUGAUGGCUGAAAACAAUUUAAAAAUGCUGAAGAUUCAGCAGUGUGUAGUAGCCAACAAACUACCUAGAAAUAGGCCAUAUAUUUGCAAUAUUUGCUUCAAGCACUUUGAAACACCAUCAAAAUUAGCUAGGCAUUAUCUCAUUCAUACUGGUCAAAAGCCAUUUGAAUGUGAUGUGUGUCAUAAAAACUUUAGACAACUAGUUCAUCUGGAGAGGCAUCAGUUAACUCACAAUCUGCCUUUUAAAUGCAGCAUUUGCCAACGUCAUUUUAAAAAUCUGAAGACAUUUGUGAAGCACCAACAGCUUCACAAUGAAACCUAUCAGAAUGACGUUAAGCAGAUCAGAAGAUUGCUUGAGACAAAGCAGGAAAAGCCUGUGUAUGGGGUGUAUAAUACUUUUACUACAGAGGAGAGAUGGGCAUUGCACCCAUGCUCUAAGUCAGAUCCCACGUACGGCACUGCAAAGAGAAGAAAGAAUAUUCAUGCGUGUACAAUCUGUGGCAAGAUGUUUCCGUCACAAUCAAAGCUUGAUAGGCAUGCACUUAUUCAUACGGGGCAGAGGCCUUUUAAAUGUGUCCUAUGCAGUAAAUCUUUCCGACAGUCAACUCAUUUAAAAAUCCACCAACUCACACAUUCAGAAGAAAGACCCUUUCAAUGUUGUUUUUGUCAAAAAGGAUUUAAGAUUCAGAGCAAACUUCUGAAGCAUAAACAAAUCCAUAUGAGGAAUAAGACUUUUCAGAAUCUUUCAUUAAAGGUAAAGAGUCCAGAAUCAUGCCCCCUGCCUAAUAAAUUAAAUGCAAAGCAGGAUGGUUUUGAAAUUGGUGAGAUAAGUGAAUCAGAGAAGAAUAAUCCACUUGAUGUCCACUCUAUUUAUAUUGUCCCAUUUCAGUGUUCAGAGUGUGAAGAAUGUUUUGAAUCAGAGCAGAUUCUCAAUGGACACAAGUGUCUUCCUGCCAGAAGUGGCAGGAUUCCAAGCAGACUCAAAAGAAGCUAUAACUAUAAGACCACUGUUAAGAAGAUCUUGGCUAAACUUAAACGUGCUGGGGGUAAAAAAUUAGACAACUUUCAAUCAGAGAAAACAUUUAAAAGCAACUACUUGAAAAAUUGUGAUGGUAUUGCUAGUGAGCAGAACACUGAACGAACUCAGAGAACAUGUGUGGGUUCGCUUGGCAAACAUGGAUCGUAUAAGACAGUUGGCAUCAAAAAGAAGAAAGCAGUGUCUUUGCCGUUUUCUUGGCAGAAGCAAUUCCAGAGCCAAAAUGUGGGCAAAACUUUGCAAGAUAUCCUUACAACGGAAAGUAUACUGACUAUGGAUGGUUCUGGAAAUAAUAAAGACUUGUCAAUCUAUGGUUCAUCAGAUGAGGAAUUCUUGAAUAAGUGUGACAUGCUUCAAUAUGGUUUUGCAGAUUCAAGUGAAAACAUGCACACUGGACAUAAAAUGUGCCCCUGUGAUAAAUGUGAGAAAGUAUUUCCUUCAGUCUCCAAGCUACAAAGACAUUAUUUAAUUCAUACUGGACAGAGGCCUUUUGGUUGUAAUGUUUGUGGAAAAUCUUUUAGACAGUCAGCUCACUUAAAAAGACAUAAACUAACUCAUAUUGAAAAGAUUCCCUAUAGUUCUUUUUGGCAAGUAGAGUUUGGAAACGUGAACAAACUUUUCAUUCAUCCAAGUGAUAAUGUUAGCUAUAAUGCUUCCCAACAGUGUCAAGCACUUGCUUUCCAGAAAUAUGAGGGUUCAGAGUCUGAUCAGAUACCAGAAAUGGAAGUUAACGCAGAAUCAGAAGAUUUCAUUCUUGGUACCCACUGUAGGAACAGGCCAACUUACCUCUCUAAUGCACUUUUGGAAUCAGAGCAGAGUCAUCACUGUUACAGUUACUUAGGGCGACCUGAAAGAAAUGAUGGGCUCCUUUACCAAUGUAGUGUUUGUUGUAAAAAUUUCCGAUCUCCAUCCAAACUAGAAAGACACUAUCUAAUUCAUGCAGGGCAGAAACCAUUUGAAUGCUCUGUCUGUGGCAAAACAUUCAGACAGGCUCCUCACUGGAAGAGACAUCAGCUUACUCACUUUAAGGAACGACCACAAGAGAAAGUGGUUGUCGUAGACUGAGUUAUAUAGCACAAAACCACUAACACAAUUAUGAUCUCUGGUGAUCUAAUUCCCCUUAAAACAUUUUUGGCAAAGGCUUAUAUUAGGUAGAGUGGUUUUGAAGGCAGUUGCUGGUCUUGCAUAGGAAGAAAUGAGACACAUAAAAAAAAAAUUACAGUGCUUUAGGGUAGCCAAGUUACUGUGGGGAAAAGAACAUGGUUUGAUGCCAUGAUGCAGGCGUCUAAUAUAAACAUACAUUGGUUAUACUAAAACUUACAAACUAUCAUGUUCACAUGCUUUGACCUCAUUCUUUGAAUUGCUUGUUGAGAUAUUCUAUCUCAUUCCAUCUACCCCUCCCCCAAAUGAGGCAAAAAUUGCCAUUCAGCUGAAGCAAACAGCCCUGUAUCUUAUUUUACAUGAAAGCACAUUUUAUCCCCCUGUGGUUCAAGUUUUAUUGCAAAACAUUUUUCUGGUAAACUAAAAGAUAUAAAGAUAAUAGAUAUGAAAGUAUGUGGGGAAAUUACAGAACUCUCACUUUUUCAAAGCUGUUUCUUUAGACUGGUAAUUUUACUUACCCCCCAACCCCAUCUCCAGGCUGCUAUCAUCUUCCUCUAAAAGUAGGGAAAAGGGCAAGUUACACCUAUUUACAUUUAACCCAAAUAUUUUCCAAGUGCCAUAAUCUUACUGAUAUUCCAUUUAUCUUUUUAGGGGAAUAAAUGCAAUUCACCUAUUUAGUAGUUAAUGAUUGGCAGCAGUGGUCAUGGAUAAGAAUAUUUUCAUAGGAUUUAACUAAAAUUUUGUUUGAAAGCCUCUCUGGGUGGUUGUAUGACUUAACUAAGCCUAUUCUAAAUUUCAUUAAAUGACAAUAGCAUUUUUGGUUUUGCCCCCUCUAGGUUUACAGUAAUGUAGUGUUACUUUGAUCUUUGUUGAUAUUUCAGUUAGUAAGGUCGUCAUCCCUAUAUAGGAAUGAAGUGCAUACAGAGUUCGAGGUACCAUUUUGCUAAACAGAAUUGUGAUUUGGAAACUGUCAUCUAACCCUAAACUAUGAGAGAAGUGUUUCAGUCAUAGAUUGUUAUUCACAUUUGUGAGACUUUUAAAAAUCUUUGACAACAUUUUCUAGCAAUAAAAAGGUUAACUGUUCUAAGGUAAAAAGUAGAACAGGUGGGUAUUUAGCACACAGCAAAAAGCCUUCCAUUGAGAAUAUGGGUGAAUGAAUAAUGAUUAUAAAUUUUGAUCAUGUUCUAAGAAUUGUAUUUUAUGAUGGAGGGAGAGGUUGGGAGGGAAAGACUUUGAUCUGUUUUUACUCCCAAGUGAAUUUUAAGUAACAUGGGUUUAAUUGCAGAGACAAAAUAAUGAUAGUGUGAGUAAAGUACCCAAAUGGAGUGCAGAUGUGCCCCUUUUAAGUAAGACAUUCAGCUAAAGUAGAGUAGAUCCACCUGUUUUAAGGCAUAGUUUUUCCUGUUUCUUUGAGAGUUGAGCUGUUCCUCCAGUAUAAGCAAGAUGUGGUUUACAGGAUCUGCUCUGCACAGAACUCUUCAAGGAUGCAGCAGUUGCAUAAAAGCAAAACAUCAGCAGUUCAUGUUUCCCAAGAAUAAAAGCUCAAGUUAUUUAAUAUGUCUGAAAUUAUGGAUUUUGGCAUUUCCUUAAGCUAUUUAUAUAAUUUUAUUUGAAGGGAAAUAAUUGAUAUACUCCUUUCCCACCUUAAACAGGGAGAGUUCUGAAUGUUGUGCUUGUAUGACGACUAUGAGACUAUUUGUCUGAGUGAUAAGAUGCUUUUUUUUUUUUUUUUUGGCCAUGCCUUUUUAAGCUGUUUCAUAUUGAAAGUUGGAAUAAUGUAAAAAUUUUGUCAGAGAUGUACUGUAGUGCUAUUUGAAGUACCUGUAACAAAAUACUUAUUUACCUUUAUUAUCAUUGCAAGCUUCUGAUGGAAAUUUUAUAGGAGUGACAAUAAAGUAUAAAUCCAUGUAAAGAUAAAUAUGUUAAAUGAUGGUUUUCAGCAUGUUAGAACUGUAGGUACUGUUGAAUCAAUUACUUUGGUUUCUGGAAAAGAAAAUAAACUUUAUAAAUAUCUUCAAAGAGAACUACAACUUUUGUUGGUUUGGGUGAGUCCAGGCUGUAGCAUGAUUAUUUACUAAGGAGUUUGAUUAACCACAUUAGUACUAUUACUGUUUCAUGUCUGAUACUGCAACAGGAUUUAUCAUUUUAAUGUACAUCUAUGUUGAUGGAAAGUAGAUGACACAUAAAAUUCCUGAAAAACAAGUUUCAGAGUUUCAAGUUACACAGUUUGUACUUUUUAUUUUUAAAGGAAAAAUCAUAUAUUGGAACAAGGUACCAAGUUUCAAAUCCUUUCUACACUGAAUUUAGGUGAAUAUGUUCUUUAUUUUUAAAUUUUUGUUUAUAUUUUUAAUUAUGUGCAUGAGUGUUUAGUGCAUGUGAGUAGAGGUGCCCAUGAGGCCAGAAGAGGGUGCCAGGGUACCCUGGAGUUGGCAUUACAGGCAGAUGUGAGCCCAAAGUGGGUGCUGGAAACUGAGCUUAGGUCCUCUUAGAGAGCAAGUAUGUGGUCUUAACUGCUGAGUCAUCACUCCAGCCCAUGUACUUCAUUUUUAACAUUUUGUGAUAGCUCCUUAUUGUUUGAAAAAAAAUGUUACUCUUGCAUGCAUGGCAUAUGAUCUACCUACUUACUUUUUUAUCUACCUUUCUGUGACUGCCAUCAGAUUUGUACUAAAGAAAUUUAGAAUUGCCUUUUCCAAUAUGUUACUAUAAUUUCUGCUUUUUCCAAUAUAUUACUAUUAUUCUGCCUCUGACUUUUCUACCUAGCGUUAAAUUAGACACUGUUCAAAGAAGCAGCUGACUCAGGUUUUAUUCCUUUUUAAUUCAUUCCCAAUUUCGGGAGGAAAGGUUUGACUUGCAGAAAAAUAUCGAUUUCAAUAUACAUUAUUUAAAACAAUCCAUUAGUUAAAGUUCUUUUAGGACAGAUCAAUGGUCUUUGAAGUCUAGAUAUCCUACAAGAGUCUGUUAGAAGUAUUUGCAGGGAUUGUUUCAUAAUGCAGAAUGGCGCCUGCUUUUUAGAAGCUGCAGGGAAAGAACAGUUAAUCCCCAUCUUGUGAUUUCUCAGAAGAGCUUAGGAUUUUAGGACUAAAUGGAAUUUUAUUAGCACCAAGAAAAACAAACGUAGUUGGAAAGAAAAGUGGUGCAAUGGUAUCAAGUGGGAUGCGCGACGUGUAGUAUCUUGCGUCUGCACUGGCAAGCCUCUGCUGGCUCUUACAGCUCAGCUUAGGCAUUUUCUCUGGUAGCCUUUUUGGUACACUCAGGUACUCCAGUCUCUGCUUCCACUAAUUUUGGUUCAUAACUCUUAAAUUAGCUUUCUGUUACAAUUUUUUAAAUAGUUCUUGAAACAAUCACCUUUAAAAGAGGACAGUUUACUAUGGCUCAUAGUCUUGGAGGCUUCAUUCAGUUCCUGGUCAGUUGGCUGCUUGUCUCUAUCCCUAUGAGAAGCAUAUGAUGGAGCAAGCUGCUCGCCCUGUGGCAGUUGAGAAGAGAGGAAGCACGUCCAUGUCCCACAAUCCUUUCAAGAACAUAACGUUAAACCUCACACUGGGCCCCAGUAGUGACUUGUCAUGGUUCGUAGUUGCUAGUGGUCUUCAAACUUUGAUGAGCAUCGGGCUUCUUAGAAGCCCUGAUGAUUUCUCAUUCAUUAGAUUUGGGCUCAAGAAUUUGUGUUUACACAGGGUAGCUAUUUACUGCUGUUUGAGAGUUUUAGAAACAUGGAGAUGAACUCUUUGCUUCUGUAAAGCAAAAUAGAAUGCAUCAUUUUAUGUUUCAGACAGAAGUGUCUGGAAAAUGGAUUCAAAUGCAGAUUGAUGAUAUGAAGAAAGGAAUUAGUGAAUAAAUUAUU
Molecule: messenger RNA, 6147 nt
Organism: Nannospalax galili (Upper Galilee mountains blind mole rat)
Lineage: Eukaryota; Metazoa; Chordata; Mammalia; Rodentia; Spalacidae
Gene: Znf770
Product: zinc finger protein 770
Exons: 2
Coding region: 174-2273 (699 amino acids)
Source: RefSeq, a predicted model, not a curated record